AGCCCCGGCGCCCAUUGGCUCGGCGGCGGCGGCCCGGACUCGGCGGGGCCCCAUAAAGGCUGCCCGCCCGCCUGCUCGCCCGCUGCCCGGCGCUGCCCCGCCAUGGCCCCGCAGCCUGCUCUGCCCUGGCUUCUCGCCGUCUGCUGCCUCUGCGCCCUGCCUCGGGGCUCAGGGUUCCCCCAGCCUUUUUCCCGCUACAGGGACGGCGUGAACCUGCCCAAAAGCCAGCAGCUGGCACUGUGUUUCAGCCAGUGGAUGGAGCUGUCUAAUCAACCCCAGAUCUCCAGCACUGUUUUGGAUCUUUGUUAUUCCAUGUUCAACCGCAUGCAUACAAAUGAGGAAUCAGAGAUCGCUGCUGCAAAGUUUACAAAGAAGGAUAGUCAUGAGACUAUGGGACGACCUUUUUUCCUUUUCAGGCCUCGAAAUGGAAGAACUAUUGAAAACACUGAAUACCACGGAAUAUGAAGUUCAUGGGUCCAUUUACCAGCUUGAUGACUUGGUUUACAUAAUGAAAAGGCACUUCUCAUUGCACUGGUUGUCUAUUACGUGACUCAGUUGUCUGGAAUCUGCUGUUCCAUGUAAUAAAUUUGCAAUCAUUAAUUA
Messenger RNA from Pogoniulus pusillus (Red-fronted tinkerbird), 603 nucleotides. RefSeq names its product neuromedin S (gene NMS). Bases 103 to 465 code for a protein of 120 amino acids. NCBI's taxonomy places the organism in Eukaryota, Metazoa, Chordata, Aves, Piciformes, Lybiidae. The record is from RefSeq and is a predicted model, not a curated record. The transcript is spliced from 8 exons.